Molecule: messenger RNA, 684 nt
Organism: Brassica oleracea var. oleracea
Lineage: Eukaryota; Viridiplantae; Streptophyta; Magnoliopsida; Brassicales; Brassicaceae
Product: transmembrane emp24 domain-containing protein p24delta6-like
Exons: 4
Coding region: 25-675 (216 amino acids)
Biological process (GO): endoplasmic reticulum to Golgi vesicle-mediated transport; Golgi organization; intracellular protein transport
Cellular component (GO): COPII-coated ER to Golgi transport vesicle; endoplasmic reticulum; Golgi apparatus
Source: RefSeq, a predicted model, not a curated record
ACAUCACUAUCUCUCUCUCGAACAAUGACGAUCUCACCUUUACUAUUCAUUGGUUUGAUUUGCCUUGCUGGUGGUGGCUCUCUUUUACCAGCGAAGGCGAUAUGGUUAACGAUUCCAAGUUCGGGCGAGAGAUGCGUCUACGAAAUGAUCCAAGCCAACGUUGUGGUCGUUGGCGAUUACCUUUGCAUCGAUCAAGACAACGUGGGACUUGGUCCCACGAUUGAUAUUCAUGUAACAUCACCUCAUGGGAAGGAACUAUACAAGAAAACAAACGAGACGCAUGGUCAGUUUGCAUUUACAACGAGCGAGACAGGAACAUACUUUGCUUGUUUGUCGUCUCAUCAUGAUCAGUCACAUUACACAGUCAAUGGCACUGCUAUAGUCAGUCUUGAUUGGAAGAUGGGGAUUCGAACCAAAGACUGGGAUGCUGUUGCUAAGAAAGAAAAGAUCGAGGGUGUGGAGCUUGAGCUUCGAAAAUCUGAAGAACGUGUAAAUGAAAUUAGCGCAAACAUUAUCUAUCUAAGAGUCAGGGAAGCAUCUAUGAGGGAGAUAAACGACAAGACUAACAAGAGGGUUGCACAGCUUAGCUUUAUGUCUUUAGGUCUCUCUGUUAUCGUUUCACUUUUUCAAGUUUGGCAUCUCAAACGCUUCUUCCUCAAGAAGAAGCUUAUCUAACUUGAUUGC